Oncorhynchus masou masou (cherry salmon) is the source of this 5788-nucleotide messenger RNA. Its product is annotated as prickle-like protein 1. Bases 283 to 2955 code for a protein of 890 amino acids. The transcript has 8 exons. Gene Ontology annotation, molecular function: zinc ion binding. The record is from RefSeq and is a predicted model, not a curated record. NCBI's taxonomy places the organism in Eukaryota, Metazoa, Chordata, Actinopteri, Salmoniformes, Salmonidae.
GCUAGUGAAUUUAUAAGGAGAUGCUGUGACAGUCAUAGAUGAACUUUUACAAAGUAGGCUCCCUAGUUCACUCGUUUUGCCUUCAACAUGCAGUCGCCGACAUUUGGACGAAUCUAACCGCGCAGUUCGGAACAAGUCUGCGGGACAACGGUGCGCUUUCUGGACAUUUAAUUUUAUGCCAAUGCGACGUAACUUGAAUCGUUUCUACACGUCAAGGAAUAUUAGUUCUGGAUUCUUUGUUUACCACGACUGAACUCUUUGGGGUAGAAGGCGUGGUGUGUGAUGAACCUAGAGAGUGCGUGUGGUUACCAGGUCGGGGCACGGAGCCCGCGAGAAGUGAUGGAGCAGAAAGUCCAAGGUCAGCUGAACUUUGGCUUCCAGAGGAGUUCCACGUCAGAUGACGACUCAGGCUGUGCCCUGGAAGAGUACGCCUGGGCACCGCCUGGCCUCAGACCAGAACUGGUCCAGCUGUAUUUCUCCUGUCUGCCUGAGGACAAGGUUCCUUACGUUAACAGUCCUGGAGAGAAGUUCAGAAUCAAACAGCUCCUCUAUCAGCUGCCUCCACAUGACAACGAGGGCCGCUACUGUCAGUCUCUCAGUGAGGAGGAGAAGAAGGAGCUCCACAUGUUCAGUGUCCAGAGGAAGAAGGAGGCGCUGGGGAGGGGCUCUCUCAAACUGCUGCCCCGAGACCUGCUACACAGCGUCUGUGAACAUUGUGGGGAGAGCAUCAACGGAGGGGAGAUGACGGUUUUUGCCUCCAGAGCGGGUCCUGGGCUGGCCUGGCACCCAGCAUGCUUUACGUGCUCCACGUGUAGUGAGCUGCUGGUUGACCUCAUCUACUUCUACCAGGAUGGAAAGAUCCACUGUGGCCGACACCACGCAGAGCUGCUCAAGCCACGCUGCUCUGCCUGCGACGAGGUUAUCUUUUCUGACGAGUGUACGGAGGCGGAGGGGCGUCACUGGCACAUGAAGCACUUCUCCUGUUUUGAAUGUGAGACGGUGCUGGGGGGGCAACGUUAUAUCAUGAAGGAUGGUCGGCCAUAUUGCUGCGGUUGCUUUGAGUCUCUCUAUGCAGAGUACUGCAAGGCCUGCGGGGAACACAUUGGUGUGGACCACGCCCAGAUGACGUACGACGGUCUCCGCUGGCACGCCACCAAGGGUUGUUUCUGCUGUGCCCAGUGUAAGAGCUCUCUGCUGGGCUGUCCCUUCCUGCCCAAGCAGGGCCGGAUCUACUGCUCCAAGGCCUGCAGUCUGGGAGAGGACAUCCACGCCUCAGACUCCUCCGACUCCGCCUUCCAGUCCGCGCGCUCCCGCGAGUCCCGCCGCAGCGUCCGAAUGGGCAAGAGCAGCCGCUCAGCCGACCAGUGCCGCCAGUCGCUCCUCUUCUCGCCCUCCGUCAACUACAAGUUCCCCGGGUUUACCGGUAACCCAGACACCGAUACGCUCGCCAACAAGCUGGCCCACCUGGGUUUAACCAACGAGGAGUGCUUCUGGAGGGGGAGGGAGGACACCGAGGGCCCCGAGGACCGGGGCGAGGAGGAGUGGGCCGAGCACGAGGACUACAUGACCCAGCUGCUGCUCAAGUUCGGGGAGCACGGAGUCUUCCAGCAAGGUGAGGUGGUCGACUCCAGACCUAGAACCGAUCUGUGGAUGACCGAGGCUGAGGUCAAGAUGAAACAGUGUGAGCCUCAGGGCUCUAGGGCUGAGACUGGAGGAGGAUGUGGAGGAGGGUCAGGCAGCCAGAGCCUGGCCAAUAAGAAGUACCAGACAGAUAUGUACUGGGCCCAGUCCCAGGACGGGCUGGGGGAUUCGGCCUACGGGAGCCACCCUGGCCCGGCCAGCAGUAGGAAGCUCCAGGAGCUGGAGCACGGUGCUGGGAGCAUCGGGGGUACCAGCUUCCAGAGGGAGGAGAAGCAGUGGUAUGACAACUCUCUGGAGUGCAUCACCGACAAGGUGAAACGGACAGAUCAGAGUGUCAGGGACUCCAUGGACUCACUGGCACUGUCCAACAUCACGGGUGCCUCUGUAGAUGGCGACAGUAAAGAGAGACCUCUGGUCUACUCCUUACAGAGCUUUCAGGAACUCGAGGCUGAGAGAGACUGUGAGAACACAAGCAACAUGGGAACUCUCAACUCCUCCAUGUUAAACCGCAGUGCCAAUUCCUUGAAGAGCCUUACGUCUGAGCUGGAGCAGGAGGAGAACGUACCAGAGGAAGAGAAGGCCCCUCUUCCCUCUCCCCCCAAGCCUCAUGUCCCGGCGUUGAGACGGACUCGAUCCCAGUCUCGACCACAACAGGUGAAGUUCUCCCCAGACGUCGUGGACAACAGUCGCUAUGGUGAUCUGCAGGUGCGCCAGCCUCCGAUGAGCGAGCGGACGCGGCGGCGAGCAUACCAUUUCGAGGAGCAGGACCAGGAGAUUGGUGACUCGGGCUCCGGCCGCUAUCACAACCACCACCACAGGAGACGCCGCAGCCGCAAGUCACGCUCCGACAAUGCUCUCCACCUGGUGCCCAAGGAGAGGGCCAAUCGCAUAUACUUCAGAGAGGACCACAGAGGUCAUAUGGGACACGGCUUCAGCUCAAAGAGGCCCCAGCAGCUGGCCUUCCUGCCCAACCAGCAGGGGUAUGGCCAGACCCAACAUCCCCACCGCCAUCCCCACCAAGCCACCUCAGACUUCAGACUCCAGCAAGGCCCAGCCAUGGAGAGGUUCAUGGGGUUGUGUGGGGACAGGGACCAGGAUGACUGGUGCUCCACCUGCUCCUCUUCUUCCUCUGAGUCUGAGGAGGAAGGCUUCUUCCUGGGCCAGCCCAUCCCCCAGACACACAGACACUACUAUGAUGGCCUGCCCAGCCCCAGCCACGUGGCAGGUCUGCCCUCCCCGCCUUACGGAGCAGUCCCACGGACUAUGUCCAAAAAGAAGAAGGGGCACAAGGGGAAGAACUGUAUCAUUUCAUAAGACUUAAAUGAUACUCUGUCUGCAACCCCCUUCUGAAUAUCGUUGUUGUUGCCACUAUUGUGAAUACAGAAAUGGCCCGCUUGUUAAAACUGUCUUGCCAACUGGAUGUAAUACAUGUUAACAUGGCUCGGAUACUAUUAUUGAAUUGCAUUACAAAAAAAACAGUUGCAUAAACACAUUUCAAAACUGUCAUCAUAAUUGUAUUAGAAAAAAAUGUAUGCAAAUAACUCUGAACAAAUGUAUUUAUAAAAACACCAUUUAGAGAGUAGCGGAAAUUACUAUUUAACAGUGCAGAUAUUAAUGUAUAUAUUGUAAAGUGUAAUUGUUUUUAUAACCCUGAGUCAAAUGUUUUUGUAGUGGAAUGGCAUUGAAAGACAAAACUGAUAGCAGUUAUCAAAGAAUCUUCUCUUUUCUUAACCAGGGUUUGAAAAAUGAAAUAUAUGAUAUGCUGCCAGCAAAGGUAUUCAGAGUGCAGAGUUUGACCCUGGGCCUGGUUUCCCAAAAGCUAUUUCUUGGUUGCUAAAAUUCAAAUAGUUCUCCUAAUUUCAGUUUGUGUGACAAAACAAGCAAGUAUAGUACCAUUUGGAGGGCGGCAGGUAGCCUAGUGGUUAGAGUGGAGGGGCGGCAGGUAGCCUAGUGGUUAGAGUAGAGGGGCGGUAGGUAGCCUAGUGGUUAGAGUGGGGGGGGCGGUAGGUAGCCUAGUGGUUAUAGUGGGCGGGCGGCAGGUAGCCUAGUGUUUAGAGUGGAGGGGCGGCAGGUAGCCUAGUGAUUAGAGUGGAGGGGCGGCAGGUAGCCUAGUGGUUAGUGUUGGGCCAGUAACCAAAAGGUUGCUGGAUCAAAACCCUGAGCUGACAAGGUAAAAACCUGUCGUUCUGCCCCCUGAAUAAGUCAGUUAACCCACUGUUCCCCAGUAGGCCGUCAUUUUAAAUAAGAAUUUGUUCUUAACUGACAUGCCUACUUAAAUAAAGGAUAAAUUAAAAAAACAUCUAAACUGCUGUGAAAUAUUUUCCAUAACCCAACAUUUUUUUUUUCAGCUGUACUAAACAAAGACGCAAAAACUAAACAUGGGAAGCAUAGAAAUAGCUCACAUAGAACAGAUCUACCACCUCUUAGACUUGCUUUCAAUGAGACUGACAGAUCUAUAACUCACAUCUCUGAAUUUGGUCGGGUCACCCAAAAUAAGUGACAUAUUCCAGCUUUAAGGCCCAGUUCUCCGUUAGAACCUUCGUUAAAUCUCCAAGCUUUUUCUCAAAACCAUCUUUAACGUUGCACUUGAAAACGCUCUUAAGCUAACAUGCUGACCACACCGCUCGCUUCGCAAAAUACAAUUUAAACAUACAUGUUAUUCGAUCAUUGAAUUGGCAUUGCCAAGCGCUAAAAUAGAAGUCAGUUCUAAUGCAAGAUCUGCCUCUCUUAUCUCAUUGGUCUAUAGUAGCAUAUGCCCACGUGCCAACUCCUGAUUUGUUGUUAUACCCACGUGGGUGAUUGAAAGAUGAACCGAGGUCGGUCGGGCGUGGUAAUACACCUUUUUAUGAAAGUUAGUUGCCAAUCGCCAUAUAAAGUCCGAAGAAGAAAAAUCCUGGAAGGAUAUAACUAGAAACGAUUCGGUUGACCGUUUUUUCUGUGUGGAUUAAUUGUCAGAGUAGAGGACCUUGUGCAUUUCAGGUAAAAUAACCAAAAUAUUUAUAUCCCAGGACAAAUUAGCUAGCAACAGCAAGCUAGCUCGCUAAAUUGCCAUAAAUGUUCAUACUUUUCAACCGGUCCCCAAAUGUAUAUAAUUGGUUCAGAGUUUGUUUUGAUAUUUUAACCUGCGUGUCGUGAUCGCGUUUGGUGUGUUGUGGACAAAAUACAUUUUUGCACAAUGGCAUGCGCGGUUUGGGUACGGUGUUACGCCUACUUCAGACCACUUGUAGAACAGCUAAGUGCAUCAACUGCUUUUUUGCCCUCCCGCGUCGUCACUUUAUACACAAAAGAUAAACAUAAACCAUUUGAUUCUAACAGUCUCCCUGUGACCACCGAUAACAUCAGAUCAAAGUUGACUACAAAUACAAUGUUGCGUAAAGGUCUUAGCAAUUGAUACAAUCGACAUAUAAAAACAUUAAAAUCAAAACCAGGAUGACUGCAUUAAAAUAUAAAACGGUAGGCUAUAGGCAUUUUUCAAUCAUAUUUAAAUACAUUUCAUGUUCGGUCAAUUGAGUUCCUUUUUGCCACUUGUUGGCUACAGUCUAAUUUGCCUCAAAAUAUUUAAUGUCAAAUAAAAUGUGUGGCCUAACAUGGUGUGCCAAAUCGGUGAUUUAACGCAUUUCUAUUGGGUAAAGCAUUAGAAUAAACCACAACAUUUGCAGCCAUAGGUGGUAAUCACGCUCUAGGAGCUGAUCCGUCGUAAGUAUUGUGAAAUAAUGCUAAUGUUAAGGUAAGAUUUUAAUAGAGAGAGCUGAUCCGAGAGCAGCGUUCCUUUCUUUCGAUCCCAUCAGUGUCAACACAUACUCCCAACGAUGCACCAAGUGACCGUUCUCUCUGCGUGGCGUUUUGGGAAACUCAUGCUACAGCUUCAACCGUUGUAGGAAAGAUGCAUCGUUAAAAAACACUUGUAAACCUAAAGUUCCAACGCUGUCGGGAAACCGGGCCUAGGAUAUUUCUACAUGUGCUUUUUAAUGCAGUUAGAGCUCUGACAGGACUAUCACAUGUACUAUGUAGGGCCUUGUUGGGUUGAAUAUUUUAUUCAUGGUUCAUAUUGUAUUGUAAACAGAUCAGUCAUCUGUAUAAAUGUAAGACCUGGAAUAUAAAGGCUAAGAUUGAUGCUAAUAAUAAUUGUAAUAAAAAAUAUAUUAUA